CCGGCAAUUGCUCCAAGUUGCACUCGCUAAAUGAUCACUCUAGCCUGUUAUGGCUUUAACCAAAGCCUGCCAAUGGCUAUGGGAACUAUAAGACAUUGAUUGGUCGAGCAGCGACAAUCUACAUUUGUCUGUGAGCCGGGUAUCCGUAGUCUCGUGUGGAUAUUACCACAAUCGGUAGAGUCUACAACGAUCUAGACACAUCUGUGUGUGUCAGAGGAGAGUUAGCUCAGUUCAAUAGAAGGAUUUUAUCUUAAUUGCUUUCAUUGGAUAUAAAGAUUACUAGAGCAAGGUUUUACUGUUGAACAAGGUGUAGUUGCACUGGAUCAAUUUCACGGUGAUCCAGUCAUGUGAAUCUGAGUCCCUGUCCAAUCUGUUGUAACUGAAGUAUUUCAUACACGCUGGUUGGAAAGAUAGGAAAGACAAAGCUAAUAAGACGGAGAGACCAGGACAACAAUCGCAAGUCAAGUCAAAUUGAUUUAGAAACCAUCCCAACAAGAGGCCAGCCAAUUAACCAAUGAUAAACUACUCAGAUCAAUUAAAACAAUAGAAGAUUUCAAUCUACACAACACGAUUUCUAUGCAGUUUGACAAAACAGUCAUGUAACAUCUAAACAACAGUGCAGAUCAUCAACGCCUCAGCUAUAGGUGAUCUAAUUAUUUUGGAGUUCUUAGUCGAUAGCUUUACUGGCCACUUGAGUAGACAUGUCUGUUGUAAUGAGAAGAACUUCUUAACCACUUCGAUUAAUGAGGAAUUCAGGAUAUCAUGCGAGCAUAAAAUUGCACCUCUGGACUCGCUGCCGUUGGAUAUUGAUUUUACUGUCAAUUACGUUUCACAGUGACAUCCAAUGAGAGCCCAGCUCAGAUGCAAUCACAAAUAUAAUCAUCGGAUAAUAUCAUUGGCCAUUUGAGGGAAUAAAGCAAUCAGUUUGUCCCCGAGUUCGGCUCAAGUCAUCUGGCAUGUUCAAUUCUGCCCAUAACGUGUGAAACUAACCUUUUUAUAAAAGGGCGCUGUGACAUUUGCUAGUUAUCCAAGCGUUAUGAUUAACUGCAGGGCGUAAAAAGAAACUAUCACAUCAUGUUGGUUCUCUUUUUAUGAUUUUGAUUGAUGUUUGGUCAGGAGGUCACAAUAACGUAUAAUAGGAAAAGCAGCCAAGGGGAUCAAAUGAUUUCAGGACUUAUUACAGGAUAGUAUUCGUUCUUUGAAGCUGAAGCCAUGACAGUGCGCUGCUUUUGAAGAGCUGACAAGUUGGUUUGACAAGGCUCCGACUAUAGUGCUAUUCUUUUUAAACAUUUACUUUACAAAUAAAAGCGACCGUCAUCUUUUAAUCAUCAUCUUAGCCAAAAUCAUCACUAAAUGCUCUUUUACAAACUGUCCAAACAACAUACAUCUAACUGACAGCUGCUGACCCAAAAAACAAUGUGGAUUUGAUGAUAUCAGUCCUGCUGUAUAAAAUAAAUGUCACCACCAAAGCGAUCAUCUAAGAUGGAGUGCUUAUUACAAACUCUUCAACUUUUAUCUAUUGUCUUUCUCGCAAGACUCUGCUGUGCUGUCGAUGACAGCUGGAAUGUGACAUGUCCCGGAAAGUGUCGGUGUAGCAGACGUAUCUCACCGCGACAUCAAACAGAACGCAAGACAAUUGAUUGCACAAGUUCAAAGCUGAAGUAUGUACCAAAGGGAUUACCGCUGGAUACGGAGGUGCUCAUUCUAAAGGGCAAUUUGAUUGCUUCCAUUCACGAGGAACUUCCAAAGCUCACUAACCUUGUCGAGCUGGACUUGUCCUUUAAUGAGAUUAGUCGAUUAGGACAGCAGCCAUUGUUCCAAAACUUGACUUCUCUCCAGUACUUGAACUUGGACCAUAACAACUUACAUUCACUGCUUCAUGGAAGUUUCAGUGGUCUGUUAAACCUUAAGGAGUUAUGCUUAGCGAAUAAUAAACUGGAUGAUAUUCAAGUUCAUGCAUUAGGUGGUCUUAACCACCUUGUUAACAUUACAUUAAGUAAGAACAAUUUGCGUGAAAUAAAAAAUGAAUGGUUUAGCGCCAUGAGUAGCUUAGAGAUGUUGACUUUGGAUAAUAACCUGAUCACAAACAUUGACAAAGAAAGCUUGUCUAAUCUGACCCAAUUACAGAUGUUAUCCCUGGAAGGGAAUCGGAUUGAUGACAUUGAGUAUGGUGCUUUCCGCAAGCUUAGUCAUCUUAUGCACUUGUCAGUCCGUGACAACCUACUCAAUGAGAUACCCAAGGGUGCUUUUACCACUUUCAGAGACCUUAAGUUCCUAAUCCUCGAUGGCAAUCCUGUGAAAUUCAUAACAGCUGGGGACUUCGAGUUUAUCAACGUGCGUGAGAUUAGCUUAGUUAGGAUGCCAGAACUAUUAAUGGUGGCGGGGAACUCUUUCACAAAUUUACCAACCUUGGCAAUUUUGCAUUUACAUGACAACCCGAAGCUGAUGUACUUCGAUGGGCGAGCAUGCGCACUUGUUCCUGUAUUAUCCACCAUCUAUCUCCAUAACAAUAACCUCAUGACCUUAUCGCAAGCAAUGCUCGAUUCAAUUCCAAACCUUAAGGAGAUUACUUUUUACCACAAUCCAAUUGCCUGCAACUGUAAUGUUAGAUGGAUCAGAAAAAUGAUUGAAACGCAGAAAAAUUCCUCCGCGCAUCUCUUCAGCAAUGCUGAUAAGUAUGUCUGCAGCACGCCAGACAAGUUAGUUGGCAAAGUUCUGAGGAACCUGAAUCUUAAGGCAAUAGCAAAGGAGUGCCCACCCACUGUGUUACCAUUCUUCAACAGCAGUUACCAACUUCAGUUAGGAAAUACCAUCAAGUUUCAUUGUCGGGCAAUUGGAGUCCCUGAACCUGACAUCCACUGGAUUUUAUCCAAUGGUCAUGUGGUCAAUGGUUCAUCCAAUUACAGCCGCAUACGCCUCUUGAAGGGUACAAUGACUAUUCAUUAUGUGAAAGCUGUAGAUGGUGGCACUUUUAACUGUGUUGCAACAAAUCCAUACGGAUUUGAUGCUGCGUCAACAUCACUUAAGAUCCACAGUAACAAUAUCCGCAUCAUACCAAUAGGAAUACAUAAAACAUUUAUAACAGUAACUUGGAAUGGAACAGACAACACCGUCUCUCGAAGUAAAUAUCUGCUCAUGUACAAAACAUGGGAUUCGACAGAGAAUUAUAAAGGGAUUCAUUUACGCCCUUACAUGCGGACUUACACAAUUCCAAAUCUAAAGCCAAAAACAACAUACGAGUUUUGUAUAGCGUAUGAACACGACAGCGAACUUGUUCACAUAAACUGUUGCAACAUUACAACACGCAACACAAACUUCAUGAUGGAUGGAAUAAAGAACUUUAGUAGUAUGGCGAUCAUUAUCGGCUUGACAACAACCAUCGCCGUUGUCAUGGUGCUUUGUUUCAGUAUUGCCGCCAUCCGCAAAUAUAGUAAACGGAAACAGUACAAGGAGCCUGAGGGUGCUAACUAUAAAGUGGACAACAUGUCGCAGAUUCCACUAGAUAACAUUUAUAACCCACCGAGCACCCCACUUUGUAGCUCGACAACAUCUCUUAUAUCGAGCUCGCAGGCGUGAGACAAGGAACAGUGUCCUUCAUAAGCAGAUUCACAUGGGUGGCAAAAAACAGAUACCAAAACAUUUAGCAGCCUGGCAACUUAAAAAUACUCAUUUAAUCAUUCGGAAAGCACAUUUUGCAAUGCCACCCAAACACCUGUCUAUGGGGUACACUGUACAAGAAGUGAAUGAUGCAUGAGACAGUCCAACACUGUCUAAAAGAGAUGACACCAAUGCCAUAUUGGUGAAGUCGGGAGUAACCCAGAUUGGAGUAACUCAGAUUUGAGUCUAAUAGAAAACAUGGUGAAAAGUGCAUGGUGGUGGUGCCUCAAAAACAGUGACAUGAGUGAUGUGCAUCAUCCAUUGCUUGGAUGUAGUGGGAGAGGGUUAACUUGAAAAGCCGUGUUUGCUUGAAAGCAUUCAGAAAGCAUCUAAAAUCCCAUUAUUCAUUGUCUAACUUGAGAUGUUUUAGAAUAGAAAUUCAUACCUCACUGUCGAUAUUGAUUUUCUCACCAAAACUGCUAGUGUUGAGCUAAAAUACUGGUCUACCUUUCAGGUCCACCCUCACGGUUUUGGUGAGCCAACCAAUCAGGUAAAAUUGGGGUAAUUGAUAUUGUAGCCCCUUUUUCACCUAUAACUUAAGUUACGCAAGAGAUUUUCCUGCAGAUUCGCAAAAAAACCGGCCUGGAUCUUGUAGUGUCACCUCUUCCAAUACCAUAUUGCCUGUUAUUCAGGGCAUUUUAUCUAAACAAUGCUUCUGAGGGACAAUUCAAAACUUGUGGUCAGGGGCUACAAUUUCCCUGUGGCUUUGAGGUAAUUGUAGCCCCGGACUGAAAUUUCAAAUUACUCGUUUUUUAUGCAUAAAAACACUUUUUUUCACAGGUUUAUGGUAUUGGAAAUAAAACAUUUAGUAUUAUUACAAUCUAGGUUGACGACGUGAUUUUGCUGGUAUCAAACGGUAUUUAUUUAACACAUUAAGUGAUGUUCGAUGCAAUCUUUUUGUAAAAACACAAAGUUCUAUUCAUCCCCUCAGUUGUACAUUACACCUUGUGUCAGACAACAGCUUGUGAUAUUCUGAAUUGACGGACGGUCUUAUCGUGCGCUGUUAAAAACUUUUGUUUUAGGGAUGGGUCAUUUAUCAACCCCAAUUAUAGCUGCAUGGCAUCACUUAAUAGUAAUGCAAUGUACAUGUACCAUAAGAAAUGCUGCUAUAUAGUCGAUGGUGUGGCUUUAACUAGAGACACCAGUAACUUUGAAAAUAUUUUAUUUCGAAAUAAUGUUAGAUUAACUAGUAUGAAACCUCAAAUGAAUCAUUGUUGGUACAUAAUGGGUUACCAUUGUAUCUAUUGUAUCUAAAUCAAAUAGAUUUAUGAUCAAAUAAUAUAAUUCAGGUUUAAGAAUAAAGGAACCUAGAAUCUUCAUGAUUCAUGACAGGAUAUAUUGAGCUAUUUGCAGAGGCUAUAAAUACCCCGAACCAACGGGCUACAAAUACCCCAAGGGUACCUUGGUAGGAAAAGUGUCUCUGAAAAAUUUACUUUUAAUAAUGACAUCAAAUGCCGCAUACAUCAUUCCCUACACUCUGAUACUGAUCACCUGAACCAAGUUUCAAAUAUAUCAAUGCUCUAAAAGUGUGCAAGAUUCAAACCUGCAAAAAGUUUGAUCCGAACUUUUUUUGAGCAUAUGUCUGAUUUGUUUACUUCUUACAGUCAAAGCUCUUUUAUAAUAUGUUGCAUAAUCAGAAACUAUUUAUGUUGUGAUACUCAAGAGUCACCUCUUUCACAUCCAUGCUAGGGUUGGCUGAAUGAUUCAAUGGUUACCAGAAUUAAAAUCAAAAACAUAGUCACUAAGUCAGGGGCAACAAUUAGACCAGGGCUACAAUUACCCAAUUUUACCUUACUUCCAGUUUGGUAUCAUUUCCUUAAACCUGAAAAUGGGAACUUGCUUUUCGCUGGAUAUAGUAUCAGUGUUUUCUCUGAGUGUUUUGUGGGGCAGACACGUUAAACGGUGCCACAAGUUCUCAAAAAAAUUGUUUUAGAUAAUUAUUGAUUGAUUGAAGGCGCCACAAGUUCUCAAAAAAAUUGUUUUAGAUAAUUAUUGAUUGAUUGAAGGUAUUUGCUGCAAGUGAAUGUUGGCAUUAGUAGUUAUUAGUGAACUUUUGCUUGGAGUUAGGACAAGAACAAUAUUUAGCACAGAUUUAGGCCUAUACUGUCAUGACAGUUGCUCAGGCAUGCCCACAUUACAUAUAUCAUCAUUAAAUGUUAUGGCUGACCUAACCAGCUCAUGGCAGCUGGUUGUGAAAGCUCAUUUUUGUUUUUAAAUGUAUAUAAUUUGUAAAUAAAAUGUGCAUAAAGUCCUACAUGCAGCUUUUUUUAUAAGACAUAGGAUCUUAGUGCUAAGCUAUACUUCAUGCAGAACAAGUAAGAAGCAUGCCACUGCAUACACUCUGUAUCACAGAUUACAGCUGGCCCAAAAGCCUUUUCAGCAAACAGGCAAUGGAGAAGCCCUCUCCUAAAAUUUCAAAAGGCAACAGUGGUCAAUAUCAGCCUAUGUCCUGACACAGUCACUCAAGAGUACCCCAAAGUUUUGUUUAUACUGGCUCACAAGCCUACGAACCCCGAAUGAGCACAUGCGAAGCAUUUAUAUGGUUCAAAUAGGAGCUAUGUAGAAUGUUUUAAAUGAUAUUUUAGGGUCUCAUCAUUUCAUAAAAACAAAAAGUGGGUACAGAGGUGUUUCUAAUGUGUUUUAACUGCUGCUUGUUAUCUAGGACUUGUUAAAUUUUCCAAAAAAUGUUAAUUCUGCUAUUUAUUUUGGUAGAUUGUAGCAUUUGUAUUAAUUUCAUCAUGAGAAAAUAUUUGCACCAGAUAAUAUUCAUUUUCAUAGUUAGAGGAUUAGAUGUCAUGUCAGUGAAUUCCAUGCUAUCAAGAAGCAGCAAUAAAUCCUUCCUGGGGAACAACUUUCAUACAACAUUGUAAUAAAGAAAAAACCUUUUAACUUCUUCAAUGAAAUGGCCAGGGCCAUUGUGCUCACCUCAUGUGGAGGAAAGAUGGAUAAAGAGCAUGGUAUUGUGUCAUGUAGUGUUAGGUUUGAUGUAGGUCCAAGCAAUUACAAUUUCCCCAAAAUGGCCAAUUUACAGUACAUUCGACCUCUGUGACCUUGAAAAGUAGGUCAAAUCAAAGAAGACCCGGGUGACACAUUGAAUGGUUGUUAGAAUUAGAUCUACCUAUGAUAUAAAAUUGGUGCCAAUCGGGCAAGUUAUACUAGGAAUAAUGGCAUUUUGAAGAAUUUAGGAUUUGGCCCCCUCCCUGGAGGCCAAACGGCAAAUCAGA
Molecule: messenger RNA, 6881 nt
Organism: Lineus longissimus
Lineage: Eukaryota; Metazoa; Nemertea; Pilidiophora; Heteronemertea; Lineidae
Product: leucine-rich repeat neuronal protein 1-like
Exons: 3
Coding region: 1456-3576 (706 amino acids)
Cellular component (GO): extracellular matrix
Molecular function (GO): protein binding
Source: RefSeq, a predicted model, not a curated record